Messenger RNA from Hermetia illucens (black soldier fly), 1350 nucleotides. RefSeq lists its product as uncharacterized. The coding region runs from base 37 to 1314 and encodes 425 amino acids. The record is from RefSeq and is a predicted model, not a curated record. The transcript has 7 exons. Lineage: Eukaryota; Metazoa; Arthropoda; Insecta; Diptera; Stratiomyidae.
UUCCGCAAGCGAAUCUCUCGGGAAAUUAAUACGAAAAUGCAAUACACGUCCAAACGUAUUCAUUUGCCGCUUUUCCUGGUAGUCUUGCUCCAGGCAACGAGUCACGUACAGUCCGAAUGUGAAUUCAGUCAAUAUAGCUAUUAUCAUUCCGGGAUAUUUCUGCAACAAUUCGGUGAAGGGUAUACAAUGGUGAACUUCCAAGGGAAUCCGAUACGUAUCCCUGACCAGGGUUCCAUGGAAGCUGUUUGCAGUUCGGGAUUCAGAUUUCCCGGGCACCCUCAAAUCUUCGGAAAGAUUGAAGGAGAACCUGGCAGGGACUAUGAGGAAUACACGAACGUAACGAUUACUUGCCAAAAUGGAGAUAUGAUCUACCAUUUGCCGGGAGGAUUGAAACAGGACGUUGAGGAGAAUAGUUUGAUAUGCAAGGACAAUAAGGCGCGGUUCUAUAAGGCUAACGUUGCGAAUUGUGGUGAAACAGGGUUCUUGUAUGGGUUCAUGGUGAAGGAAGUUCCUGUGAUUUUGGCGGAGGUUUGCUAUAAUAUUGCCGAGGAUAAAACGUUGUUUGUUCAUUUUAUUGGAGGCAAACGGUCAGUGGUGCUUGAAAAUCAGACUCAGCACAAUCCUUCUUUAAUGAGUGAACAUCUGCACAACUUCGGCAAAUAUGUUUUUCCAAACCAUGCUGAGAUGCAAAAAUCACUAGACAAAAUUUUCGUUCUUCCUGGAUACACGUAUAUCGCUGAGUACAAACUGGAAUAUCUAGCACCGAUGGCGAACUAUUCUUCACUUAUCGGAAACCUGGCUGAUAACUUCGAAUAUCCAAAUGUUAUUCCAAUGUGGACCACGCUUAGAAAUUACAACUGGCGAAUUUUCCAGGACUUGCUCAGAAAGGAAAGCAUGAAAGAAAGUUUCGAGAUUUAUGCUGGAACAUCGGGAAAAGUGCAGUAUCCUUACGAUCUUAGAUGUAAUUCAACAACAGAUUUCAGUGUUUGGGAGGACACUUUAGAGGUAAAUAUACCUCUCCAUAUUUGGUACUACUUGACAGCCAGAGGUAAACCUGAUGUUAGCACAGUGGUAAUAGCAGUCAACUCACCUAUUGUCGAGCUUGGCCCAUCAACUGUAAUUUGCACUGACGUUUGUGAUGAAAUAAGUUGGUUGAAACCAAUGAGCCGGAGCCGAAAAAUUCUUUCACUUGGCUACAUCUACUGCUGCAAACCUCAGGUCGUUGCAAAUCUUUUAAAAGGAUUCCCGCUCAACGAAGGUACAGAUAGUGCUGCAAAAUCAAAAAAUGGUGCAGCUCCCAAAUCGAAAAUGUAAUUAGGAAGUGAAAUAAAACUUGGAGGUUUUUUGGGG